GAACAAACUAUUCUGAGGAUCAAAAAAAUCAUAGCUGCAAGAAGAAAACUCAUUUGACGGACAAUAAUCCGAGAAACCGCCAUGGAAACACACAGGAAUGAUGUCAUCGACCGGAUGAAGUUGAUGGACGACAGAUUGAAAUCAGAAGCCAAGGGUUGCGAUCUUGGAAAUAUAUUGGAGCCAGGCUGGUGUCCCGAGAUUUGGGAUGGGAUACUAUGUUGGAACUCGACGGCACCUGGACAACUGGCCGUUCAGCAGUGCGCCUCUUACAUCAUGGGUUUCGACGCUCGCGCAUUCGCUUCGAAGCAAUGCUUGCCGAACGGCGAAUGGUACUGGAACGUCAAAACCCAGAGCGUCUGGACCAACUUUAGCCAGUGCUACCAAGACCCAAUAGUCAUGAUGAACAUAUCGAAUGUAGAAACAAACAAUGCGACUCUUAUUAAGAAAUUCCUACCAGUCGUGAAGAUCAUCUCGAAACUAGGCUAUUCUGUCUCGCUGUUCACUCUCAUCAUUGCGUUUUGCAUUUUGGCCACCAUCAAUUUGUCUCCCAUCGGACGUAGGAAAUUACGAUGUCCUCGGAAUAUAUUGCACAUGCACCUGUUCGUCUCAUUCGUGAUGCGAGCGUUCAUGGCGCUACUGAAGGACAUGCUUUUCGUGUCCGGCCUCGGAGUGGCAGAUGCCGUGAUCAAAGUCACUGAGGGUUACUGGCUACUCGAUGAAAAGGAAAGCAACUGGCAAUGCAAGACAUUCACCAGUCUGUGGCAAUACUUCAUCCUAGCAAACUACUCCUGGAUCCUGAUGGAGGGUAUAUAUCUGCACAAUCUGGUCUUUCUGGCGCUCUUCACUGAUGCCAACUCUAGCAUUGUAGGCUACGUCAUUUUCGGAUGGGGUUUGCCAGCUAUAUUUAUCUUACCUUGGGUAGUGACGAGGAUCAUAUUCCAGGAUACAUAUUGCUGGACAACCAAUGAGAAACCUCUCUUGUUCCUCUUCAUACGGGUGCCCACGAUGCUCUCUAUUUUGAUAAAUUUCGUGCUCUUCAUCAACAUCGUGAGAGUACUACUAGUGAAACUCAAAUCUACCAUGUCGGAGGAAACGGAAAGAUACAAGCGAUGGGCUAGAAGCACGUUGGUCUUAGUGCCGCUCUUUGGGGUUCACUACGCGUUCUUUAUCUUUAUGUCGUACAGCAUCGGCGUAAACGAAACUGUAGAGGUCGUGUGGCUCUUCUGCGACCAGCUGUUCGCAUCUUUCCAGGGCUUUUUCGUGGCGGUGCUGUAUUGCUUCCUAAACGGCGAGGUGAGAGCUGAGGUAUCGAGAACACUUCGCGGCAUCAAAUGGGCACAUCUACGUGGAAAUCGGUGGGGUCAGAGAGCGUCGACGCAUUCGGUUAGCACGUGCAGUUGCAACAACUCGAAAGCCAGUGGUCGUCGGCAUUCAAGAAGAGUCAGGUGGUGGAAGUCACGCUGGAAGAUGCCCUCUUAUUUUUAUCAGGAUCGCGCUAUUCGUCGGUCCACUCACUCGAUGGCGAGUACACAAGAUGUUGGAACGAGAGGAGGUAGUUUAGCGAGCAGCCGGGGUUAUCUAGAGAUCGCCGGUGAUGGCCAGCCGCCGACGCAGCCGACGACGCAGGAUCAUCACCCUCAUCAUACAUCGCCUUUGUGCAGCAAGUACACACAUCAAUCACUACUCUCCUUUUGCUCGAUGUCGGAUGCGUCGGGGCCGAAUGUCGAUAAGAGUCGCGAUCAUCAUCGAUGGAGUGACUCCGAGUGCUGUCACCUCGCAUACGAAUUGCACAAUCUGCAGCAACAUCACGGACAUCCGUGAUAACGUCCCGCAUUUUACAAAAAAGAACACGUGUCGCUUAUCCCAUAAACGUUUGACGUACAUUUGAACGAACGCGCGUAUCAUUUAAAUUCUUCAAAAAGAGAAGAAUAGAAUUGAGAAUAUCUUUAAAUCCUGUUAUAAAUUUUCAAAAAAGCAAAAAGAUGGGGAAAGGACAUAAAGGUCUGUUCCUUCGCGCGUUUUCUUCCUCUGUCACAUCUUAAUUAGUAAGAGAGAUUGAGUCUUUUUCUUUUUUAGCUAUCGUCUCUUUCAUGGAAAUAUCAUUCGCGUAGCUAUCCGUGUCGUAGAUUAUAAUUCGUGCGAAUAUGUAUGAUAAUGUACAGAUAAUGUUCGAUAUUUUAGUACUUUUAGAGAUUCGUCGGAAUUUCCGAUAUACAAAGUAUCUCCCAAUGUACGUCGGUGUUUGCAACGCGACACUUACAACUAGAUUCAGACCUGCGAAAAUGCUGAAAACUGUUGAAAGCUCCGCUUUUUAUGAUUUCUAUACAUACGUAUAAAUAGUAUAAAUAAAUAAAAGCAGCUUGUUGAACUUUGAUAUGACCGUAUCGUGCAUUAUAGAAGUUUGUUAUCAGCAAUCCUAUUUGCAAGUAUGCUGUAUCGUAAACAUCGCGUAAACAUUAAAACGCUUUUAUAGAUACUUAUGUAAUUUAAGUCUGAUUUACUCUGAUGUGCUCUUUGCUUCCUGUUUUUUUUCUUCUUACCACUUCUUACCUUUUUGUUUCUUAUCCAAUUUCUUUAUUUUGUGUUGUCCGAGAUAAACAUUAACGAACUUCGGAAAAGAUGAAAAACACGUUACAAUAAAUUUUACACGUUACGUUUAAAUAUGAUUAUCGAUAGAACAGCAAAAAUGAAAAAAAGACAAGAAAUAAACGACAAGGAACAGGAAGCAAAGAACAUAUUGUAGAUUAGGUUUUGAAUGCUAUAAAAGUUCUGUUUUUAAAAACGAAAUAGACCCAGGAUACCAUCUUCAUUCAUUAUUUAUCAUAAAUGAAAGAUCCCAUGAAAGAUCAUCAGUGAGAAAAAGCUAUUUUAAGUGUGCAACAAUG
This is a messenger RNA of Trachymyrmex septentrionalis, 2885 nucleotides long. Its product is annotated as secretin receptor-like. Gene Ontology annotation, cellular component: plasma membrane. The transcript has 12 exons. Gene Ontology annotation, biological process: cell surface receptor signaling pathway; adenylate cyclase-modulating G protein-coupled receptor signaling pathway. Gene Ontology annotation, molecular function: peptide hormone binding; G protein-coupled peptide receptor activity. Lineage: Eukaryota; Metazoa; Arthropoda; Insecta; Hymenoptera; Formicidae. The coding region runs from base 82 to 1821 and encodes 579 amino acids. The record is from RefSeq and is a predicted model, not a curated record.